Messenger RNA from Aspergillus fischeri NRRL 181, 285 nucleotides. RefSeq lists its product as uncharacterized. The transcript has a single exon. The record is from RefSeq and is a predicted model, not a curated record. Lineage: Eukaryota; Fungi; Ascomycota; Eurotiomycetes; Eurotiales; Aspergillaceae. The coding region runs from base 1 to 285 and encodes 94 amino acids.
AUGCUGCACUACCGCGAUGGGGUGCUGGGGCCGACCAUCCGGGGAGACUACUGGUUGGAUCUGCAGAGUGAGCUUGUCCAGACGGGGCUUGUGAAGCUUGAUGAGCUCCCUGGGCGCAUUAAGCGGCACUAUGAGCUGGUGCGUGAGGCGGAUAUGAAGGAGGUGCACAGGUACAGCGAGGAGGUCGCGGGGCAGAUGAGGGAGAAAUAUGAGGUUCCUGUCCGUAUGCUGCCGCUUGAUACGGAUGCGUUUGAGCCGGUGGCAGCGGUGGAGGAGUUUCUUUGA